Messenger RNA from Ciona intestinalis (vase tunicate), 2940 nucleotides. The record is from RefSeq and is a predicted model, not a curated record. NCBI's taxonomy places the organism in Eukaryota, Metazoa, Chordata, Ascidiacea, Phlebobranchia, Cionidae.
AUUAUACGAAAAUACAGAAAACGAAAUUACGCUAGGGAUAGUUAAACAGAAACUGAAUGUUACCUGCUGCGUUAAGCAAAAGGUAUUAAGCUAUAAAAAGUUGCAUUUGUAUAAAAAAAAGGGUUUAAACUGAAUUUACUAGGGAUAGUUCUUUACCAAAGAGAUGAACGAUGGAACUGAGCAGGUUGUGCCUCCGAAAAAAAAGUCUGUUCAGUAUCCUGACCAGCACUCAACAAAAAGCGGGAAGCAGAAAAAACACAGCAAAGCAAUGGCACACGAAAUGCAGAAGAGGGUUUCUAAAUGCAAAGACAACCAGGACACUCGUUUAGACUUAAGCCAACUGGAUUUGACGUCUCUGUCGACCACUAUUAAAAAUAUGACCCAGCUCUGUGAAAUUUUUCUCUAUCAAAAUAAGCUGGCAAAAGUUCCGGACGAAUUAGGACAGUUAGUAAACCUGACUAUUCUUGCUUUGAAUGAGAAUCACCUUACAUCUUUGCCUGCAUCACUGCAGAACUUGAAGCAGUUAAAAAUGCUCGAUUUAAGGCACAAUAAACUCCGUGAGGUGCCCCAAGUGGUGUACCAGCUGCAGUCUUUACGUAAAUUGUAUUUGAGGUUUAAUAAAAUCACAACUAUCGAUCCAGCCAUCGAAAACUUAUCUAAUUUGACUCAGUUGAUCAUCAGAGAGAAUAAAGUAAGAGAGAUCCCCUCAGAAAUAGGCAAGUUGACACAGCUUGUAACAAUUGACGUUUCUUACAAUGAGUUAAAAGAAAUUCCAGAAGAGAUUGGUAACUGUAGGCUUGUUACUUUCCUCGAUCUGCAGUACAAUCGUCUUACUCAGCUACCAGAAUCUAUAGGUAAUCUUGUGAAAUUAAAUCGUUUGGGAUUAAAAUAUAAUCACUUGCUUGGUUUGCCACGCUCACUACAAAACUGUGUCCUUCUCUCUGAUUUAAAUUUGGAAAACAAUGAUAUAGAAACCUUACCCGAUGGCUUUCUGAGCAGCUUAACCAAUCUUACAAGUGUAACACUGGCAAGGAAUAAAUUCUCCUCGUACCCAGUUGGUGGUCCUUCACAAUUUACAUCUCUUGGUACUCUUAACAUGGAGCACAAUCAGGUCGACAGAAUCCCGUUUGAAAUCUUCUCGCGUGCUACCCAUCUCUCUACAUUAAACAUGAGAAGCAACCAGCUCACGUCCCUUCCACUAGAUGUUGGUUCAUGGAAAAGCAUGGUUGAACUAUGCCUCAACUCAAAUCAACUAACCAGACUACCUGACGACAUAGGGAAGCUACAGUCUUUACAGGUUCUAAUGGUAAGCAACAAUUUGCUCCGGAAGAUUCCGGGAUCGAUUGGUCAGCUCACCAACCUCCAAUGCCUCGACUUGGAGGAAAAUAAUCUCGAGUCUCUACCUUCAGAAAUUGAACAUCUUACUCAGCUCCGUAAGCUGAAACUUCAAGGCAACAAACUGACGGUUCUUCCGCGUGGUCUCGGCCACUUGUCCAACCUUACAAUACUUGCUGUCGGGGAAAACCAAAUGCGAGACCUCCCCAACGAAAUCGGUAACCUGAAAAGCCUGGAAGAGCUUUAUUUAAACGACAACCCACUCCAAGUUUUGCCGUUUGAACUGGCAUUAUGUACCAAGCUAGCACUCAUGUCUGUAGAAGACUGCCCACUCUCCCAAAUCCCAACCCUUGCUGUGGAAGGUGGCCCCAGCACCAUAAUGCAGUAUCUGCGAGUAAAGGGACCAUAUAGAACCAUGGUUUAAGGGCGUUGUAUGUCAUCUGAUCAAAGCCAACUUCGAAUCCGCUCAUCGAGUACGUCAGUCGCAUUUUAAUCAUCGGUCGAAACAAAAAACAUUAAAUCAGCAUUCUGCUUUUUCCCACCACCUUCCAGUAUUACGCUGUGACUUUGUAUUCUGUCACGCCAAAUUCAUCGUUCAAAUCUUGCCAGCAAGAUAGUAGAAAACCCGCUUUCUAUCUAUCUCCUCAAACCAUCCAAAUGUAUGUAGCUGGCAAGUUCAUAACAUAACAUCACAUUCGCCAUUCCUGUCCCACCCUUUCCCAUUGAUCUUUUUUUAUUGCACGGCUGUUUAAAAUCAUGCUUUUUGUUUAAGGCAUUUUUACCCCAACUUGGCCUUUUAUUGCUUUUUCUUUUUUUAGCUCACCGGCGAAAAGUCCGGUGUUACACAACUCCAUACAGUCAGUGUUUUUCGCCGUAAAUUUUUCUUAAAAUUCGUUUUUUUUAGCAAUAACGCUUAAUAUUGGAGACUUGGCACACUCGCACAUUUGCUACAAUAAGGUACACAGUUUUGAAGCCGUAAUAAAUCAGUACAAACCCUCAAAACCAUAAAAAGUGUUCCCCAAAUUAACCCUGCUUCCAUCGCCACACUCACGCCACCGUCUGUUAAGUUUUUUUACUUCCGAUUUUCUCGCACAUUUUUCAAACGAUUUUUGCAGGUAGUGAUUUCAAUUGAAUGCAAAAAUCGUAUUUUUGUUUAACGCAUGGUAGACCACGUUCAUGUAACAACCUGUACAGAUAUCUUUCAGUUGUCAGCCACCUAAAAUUAAGGCGAACUCUAUUUAUCUAUUUAGUAGAACUAAUUACAAAACUCGAUAGCGAACCUGUUUUAAUUUCACAAACAUUUCAAUUAAAUGUCGUUGACCAUUCAUUUAUUUCUUCGAAAACCGUUCAAAUAUUUUUUUGCGUCACCACUCAUACUUGUUACAGAAAUCAGUGCUAACAUUUUGCCAAUUUAAGCGUUUGUGUUUUGUUUUCCCAUUUCGUCCAUGAAUCUGCACUAAUUGUUUGUUUUCCCGCCCACGGUCCAUCCGAAGAGUGUAAAGCGCCAUGUGUUCGACAAAUUUGGCGCGACCCCUAUCCGCUGUUUUACAUGCUACCGUAGUUUGCGAGAAACAAUAAAUUUACGCCUUUAUUCUGGCCCCCAUA